AUGGAGGAAGUAUGCACCCAGGUACGCCAUCUCCUUCUCGCUUACCCAACAGCAACCAUAUGGCUGGCAGACGAUAUGAAUCUGCCUGAUGUCGACUGGGACUCCUAUCCCAUCCUGGGGAACAACAACACCAACAUGGUAAACAAACUUUUCAUUGACACUGUUCUAGACACCAGCUCAGAACAAAUCGUUAACUUCUCUACAAGAGGCAACAACACCCUUGAUCUGUUUAUCACAAACCGCCCAUCACUUGUGAGCCGUUGUAAACCAGUACGAGGGGUCAGCGACCACGACGCUGUUUUCAUUCAAGCACAAACAUCAGCAUCUCGUGUCAAACCACCACCAAGAAAGAUACUCGUAUGGAAAAAUGCGGACUCUACAAACAUCCAGUCAGCUGUCAGUGAUUUCAGCAUUGACUUCAUCGCUAGAUAUGACCACAAGGCCGACGUCAACACCCUGUGGACGACUUUUAGGAACUUUGUUGAGGAUACCAUCACAGCCCACGUACCAUCUAAGAUGACCUCCUCACGCUUCAACCAGCCUUGGAUCACGAGGAAAGCCAAGCGUCUCUCCAGAAGGAAAAAGCGGGCAUUUCACAGGGCCAGAGCCUCCGGGAAAGAAGUUGACAUGGACCGCUACAAACAACUAGCCAAGGACACCAAAUAUGAAUCCAGACGUGCCUAUAAUUCUUACAUCAGGGACCUCGUCUCAACUGACAGAAAUCCCAAGAAGCUGUAUUCCCUGGUAAAGGGGAAGAGAUGUGAUAAGAGCGGCAUAUCUCCCCUAAAAUCAAACGGUGUCACCCACAGCGACCCCACCACCAAAGCGAAAAUCCUCAAUGACCAGUUCAGCGGUGUGUUCUACAGGGAGGACACAUCUCACAUCCCGUCACUUGGAACCAGCCCGCAUCCCAGCAUGCACAACCUUAGCAUUGGAAUCGAGGGUGUACGGAAGCUCCUUGUUGACCUUGAUGUGCACAAGGCUACUGGUCCAGACAAUAUUCCAUCAAAGUUCCUCAAAGACUACGCAGAAGAACUGGCACCUUCUCUUGCUCUCAUCUUCUCUGCAUCUGUUGAACAAGGUUAA
This is a messenger RNA of Mercenaria mercenaria, 1086 nucleotides long. RefSeq lists its product as uncharacterized. The transcript has a single exon. Lineage: Eukaryota; Metazoa; Mollusca; Bivalvia; Venerida; Veneridae. The record is from RefSeq and is a predicted model, not a curated record. The coding region runs from base 1 to 1086 and encodes 361 amino acids.